AUGUCCGUUACCGUCUACGUUAUCGUCUUAUGGCUCCGCCGAAAGGACUCAGAAGAGAUCGCCAAGGAGCUGAUUGUGCGAGCCAAGGCCAGUCUACGUGGCGCGACGCCCGCUGACGUGGCAGCUGGCGUGGCGCAGCUCUCCGCGGCGGUGGACCGCGCGCCGUGGCUGGCGGGGUCGCUGCAGGAGCUCCGCGCGCGCGCGCUGAUGCGCCUGCAGCGGUACGAGGAGGUGGUGGCGGUGCUGGCGGAAUAUCUACCGGAUCUCUCCACUGUGCACAACGCCAUGCACUACACGGAGGACGAGAACAAGACAGCAACGGACAUGUGGCAGUGCUUGCUACUGGGGCAGGCCACGUACCACCUGGGCUGGCUGGACGAGGCACUCGUGCUGCUCCGACGCGCCAAGAGGCUCAGCCAGGCUGUGGCGCGCAAGGAGAGUGCGAUGAUGGACGAGGACCAGUUCCCUGUCUAUGACGGCUCCCACCCAGCAGCCAUGGCGCCCCUCUCCGCGUCCUCCUCAGCGGGGGAGACCCUCAACCGCCUCAUCCUCGUCAUCCGCUUCCUGCUUUGGCGCCGCUCUGCUGGGGACGCUGCCUUUGCGGCCGGGCUCUACCCUGAAGCUGUUAGGCACUACUCUAAAGUUCUCGAGUCCAAGAAAGGCAUCCCCCAGUCGCUAGCCGCCUCUCUCUUCCUCCGCCGAGCCGCAGCCUUCCAAGCCUCCAGCCGCAUCGCCGAUGCUAUCGCCGACUGCUCCCGAGCCUCAGCCCUGGAGCCUCACCGAGCCGACGCGCUCUGGUGCCGGGCCUGCCUCUACCAGUCCGUCGGCUGCUUCCAGGAAGCUUCCCAGGACCUGGAGCGGCUCCUUUCGUUUUAUCAGGAGCUGCUGGCGUCAGCAGGAGGGGGGCGGGACCUCUGGUUACGGUUACAGAUCAGCUGCGGGUUCUGUGCUGCGUGCUUCUUUGAUGAAGCUGUCAGCGGGGCAGCAGGGGCAGGAUCAGGGGCGGGGGCGGGGGCGGGGGCGGGGGCGGGGGCGGGGGCAAGGGCGGGGGCAGGGGCGCGGAGUGCUGGGGAAGGAGGGGAGCAGGUGGGAGUGGGGGUGGGGAAGAAGGGGGGGAGCGGCAGGUGUACCCUCUGUGGGAGAGUGAGGUCUGCUAGACUGGGCGCAGGAGACACAGGGCUAGUUGCUGCUUUGGAGCUAGGGCUUGGAGGGGAGAAGCGGAAGUUUGUCGGGCGGCAGAGGGGUCUGAGGCGGUGGUUUGCCAAUGCGGUUGUGCACGUUGGGAGGUGGUUGGUGGCGGUGGGGAGGGUGUUGGGAGUGGUGGCGCAGGAGGAGGAGGACGAGGCGGGGUGGUGGCGGGAACAGACGAAUAUGGAAGUUGCUGAGAAGCAUCUCACGUGGGAGCACGUGCGACGGGUGAAAGCUAAGCUAGAGAAAGUGCGGGCGGAGGGAACAGCAGCCGAAGCAGCAGCCGCAGCGGCGGCUGCUGCGGCGGCAGCAGGGGCGGAUGGUCAUGGAGAGGGAGCGGUGGGGGAGGGAGGUGAGGGGAGAGAGGGAGGAAGCGAUGGGAGGGAUGUGGCAGUUAGUCAGCGCAGACUCAUGGACCACGCUCGCAUCUUAGGCCUCUCCACCUCCACUGCCGCGUCUAUAGGCGCUCUCUCCUCCUCCCUCGCCCGCUCACUCUCCCUCACAGGAGGGGCGGGAGGAGGAGGAGGUGAGGGUGGUUCUGGGGGAAUGGGUAGUGCCCCGUCCUCCUUGCCUCAAUCCCCCAGCUAUUCCCAGCAGCAGGAGCAGCGUGAGCAGCGGGAGCAGCAGAGGGAGCAGAGGGAGCAGCAGAGGGAGCAGCAGAGGGAGGCGUUGCGAGAAGGGUUAGCAGCCUCCCUAGCUCUAGCUGCCUAUCGCAUCGCACUCAUCCGUAACUCAGAAGCCCGCGCCCUCACAUUCGUUGAGAAGUGCGCUAUCAGGGACGGGCGGAGCUCUGAAGAAGUGAAAGACGAGGUAAUGCACGAGUGGGGGAGACUGGAUGGCGUGUUGCAGGAGGCUUACGCACAGCUGAUACAGGCUACGGGUGGGAACAAGGACUCUGCUGCUGCCGCCGCUGCCGCUCUGCAGGGGGGUAAAACGGGGGGAGAGAGUGACACUGAGUGGGGGAAGAUGAGGGAGUGGGGGAGGAUGCGGAAGUGGGGGCGGAAGAGGAGGGGAGGGGGAGCGGGAGGGGGGAGGAGGGAGAGUGACAGCGAGAGUGACGCGGAGAGCGAUAGGAGGUUCAGGGGAGGGAGUGGGGAGUGGCUUAGAGGGACAGCCAGUGCAGGUGUGGGUGGGGGAGGAGUGGGAGGAGGAGGGAGUGAGAGUGAUAGUGAUCGUGAGGGAGUGAGUGAGAGUGAGAGGAUUAAUGAGCUGAUUAUGGGGGAGGGAGGGGGGCUUAGAGGGGCGUUGACAGUGGGAGCGGCAGGAGGAGAAGCAGGAGUAGCAGGAGGGGUAGUAGGUGCAGCAUUAGCAGAAGGAGGAGGAGCAGGUGACGUGGCAGGGGGUCCGGGCUCAUUCCCCUCCUUCCCUUCUCUCUCUGAUACGCUGACGUCAGCAGGGCAGAGUGAGGAAGCUUCCUUUGCAACUUCUGAAACGUCAAGCCUCGGGGGUGUGGAGGAGGAAGGGGAGGGAGAGCAGGCGGAGUUUCUGUUGGGAGGUGAGAUGGGGGAGAAAGGAAGGGCAGACAAGGGAAGGACAGAGAGGGUGGGAGAAGCAGGAGGGGAUCAGGAGCAGCAGGGGACGGAAAAUUCGGCAGGAGGAGCAGGAGGGGGUGGUAUGGGCCGUGCAACUUCAUUCUCAUUCUACAAUCCGGUCCCACAUACGCCAGGAGAUUCCACCACUCCAGCUGCUGCUGCCGCUGCAGCUGGCGUUGCAGGUGCUGCUGCGGGGACUUCCAUAGGACACGUAACCCCUGCCUUGUCCCAUUCCUCCUCCUCUUCCUCCUCCCCGCUAACUUCUCUUUCCUCUCUUCCGUCUGCCGGUACUCCUUCCUCUGCUAUCCACACUCCAUCCGGCCCGUCCCCUGCUGCCCCCACCACACUAGAACGGCUGCUGAUUGGUAAGCCUUCCACUCCACCUUCCCGCACGCUUUCUACCAGUGCGGGUGGCAGUGGGGGAGGUGGUAUUGGGAGCAGUUUCUUCGAAGCUGCACAGAAGGGCGCGGGGGCAGGGAUAGGGCUGGGUGUGGGAGCCUUGCAGUCUGUAGGAGCGCUCAAGUUCCGACGGAAAGUGGAUGAGAAAGGGGAGGGGAGGGCAGCAGAGGGACGAGCGGGGGAGGGGCGAGGAGGGGAAGAAGGCGGGAGAGAGGGAGGAGAGGGUGGGAGGGAGGGGCGAGAAGGAAAGGGUAGGCGGGAAGGGAAAGAGGGGAGGGUUCAGAGGGAGGUGGGCGAGGGGAUGGAAGGGGAGGAGGAGGAGGAGAAGAGGAAGAGUGAGAAGAAGGGCGAGAAGAAGCGGCAUGGGAAUGUGUUCAAGAUAGGGGGGUUGCUUGGAGGAGGAGGGAGUGGUGCGGGAAACAGCCUUGGUAGUGGCAAUACGGGUAACAGCAACAACAGCAACAGCACUGGCGGUGCUGGUGACGUGGCUGUAGUCUCCCCAACAGCUGCCACCUCAGCGUCUGUCUUCGCCAUGUCAGCACAGACAUCUGCCUCCUGGGAAGGAUCAGGGCAGGAACCAGGCGUUCAUAGCCCCCACGAAGCUCCUCUUGCUGCCACGUCAGCAGCAUUCGCAGCAGCAGGCGCAGCAGCAGCAGCAGGUUCACAUAUGCAAUCAGGUGAGUCAACUGGGUUAGGAGCUGCUGCACCUUCCCUCUCAGCUGAGCCCGGGGCAGGCUUAACCGGGGAGGGCUCAACUGCUGCUGCAGUAACCAAUCCCGAAAUCUCUCUAAAACCAGGAUUGUUGGCAUUGGCAACCGGGGCAGGGAGGGGAGGGUUCGGGGUAGGGAGUUCGCAUGAGCAAGGGGGGAGGGUUAGAGAGCGGGAGCGGGAUAGCAGCCCUCCCAAGCCCAGCCCCCACAGGGGAAAUAUCUUCUCAGUGCCUGGGAUUAGACUAAGGAAGGACCCGAAUAGAGAGAGGGACAAGGAGAGGGAGAGUGGGGGUAAGGGAGAGGGUGGUCGGGAGGGGGAUGGCUCUAGAGCAGCAGCAGGAGGGGGAGGAGCAGGAGGAGCAGGAGGAGGAGCAGGAGGAGGAGGGGGAGAGUGGAGGGGUGUGGGGGGCGGGGUGGGAGCAGUGGCUUCUUCACCUGGAGGCGGGUUAGAACAGACAAGCGAUGCUACUCUUUGGCUUCCAGUGCCGCCCCACGCCAACCAUUUUGGUGCGGUUACAACCGCCGGUACUCCAGGUGCUUCGCCAGGUGGUUUCUCAGGUGAAUUCAACGCGAUCAUGUCCCCGACCACACCACCUGAGCCACACUCCAGCCACCCUCACACCCUCACUCCCCCACUUCCGGAAGUAGAGGAGGGGGAUGAGGAGGGGGCGAUAGGCGGGGAGGGGGAGGAUGGGGAGGAGUGUGGGGAAGGGGAAGGAGGGGAGGCGGCAACACCGAGUGCGGUGGAAGGGAGGGGUGCAAAAAAAAUGGUGGCUCAGGCUGUGCUAGGGGGGCUCAAGAAGGGGCUGAGGACGGGGUCGCAACUGGGGAAGAAGCUUGCUGCUGCCACUAUGAGCCCGCAGAG
Closterium sp. Naga37s-1 is the source of this 4694-nucleotide messenger RNA. NCBI's taxonomy places the organism in Eukaryota, Viridiplantae, Streptophyta, Zygnematophyceae, Desmidiales, Closteriaceae. The record is from the annotation of a GenBank genome assembly.